CGCCGGUGAUGUGCUUGUGCGGAGGCCUCGCGGAGGACAACGCCAGGAUCGUCCUCCUUGCCGUUGUCCUGGCAGCGUACAUGCUCGCAGGCGCGGCUCUCUUCCAAAGGCUGGAGAGCGAUCUCGAGAUACGGCAGGCCACGGAAUUCUGGCGGGUCUACCACGCGUUUCGGAGGCACCACCUGCGAGGUAGCCCCCUGGCCCUGCAGAGGCUGCACGAGCUGCUGUACGCCUACGGCAACGCUUCCGCUACCGGCGUCAUUAACAAGAGACGCCGCUGGGACUUUCCCGGUAGCUUUCACUUCGUCGGCACCAUAGUUUCGACCAUCGGGUACGGAAGCACCGCGCCCCAGACAACGGCGGGCAAAGCGGCCGUCAUUCUUUAUGGUUUCUUCGGUUGUUCCGGCGGCAUCUUGUUCUUCAAUCUCUUCCUGGAGAGGAUCAUUACUCUCCUGGCGUGGAUCCUGCGCAGCUGGCACGUGCGUCGACUGAGGAGGCGUCUCCGCAGGAGCACGCUGACGUCCCGGCGGAUCUCCAAGUCGUCGGGCGCCCAGCGGCCGUCUCUGCCGGACAUCCUGGACGACGACGACGACCACGUGGACCUGGACCAAUGGAAGCCGAGCGUGUACUGGGUCAUGCUCUACUUGUCCGUCACCUCCUGCAUCGUCGCCUGUUGCGCCGCGGCCCUUUACGCGCCGCUGGAGGGCUGGGGCUACUUCGACGCGCUGUACUUCGCCUUCGUCAGCUUCACCACCAUCGGCUUCGGCGACUUUGUCAGCACGCAGAAACCGAGCUACCCCUACGUGCAUUGGUAUAGAUUCACGAACUUCGUCUUCCUCGUGGUGGGAUGUUGCUGCAUCUACUCCCUGCUGAACGUCACGUCGAUCGUGAUAAAGCAGGGCCUGAAUUACGCGAUACACAAGCUGCAGUACGGCAAUCGGGACGUGGCGGCGCCGUAUUUACCGAGGCGGCAGUCCUCCGUGUCGAGCGUGUACUACUCCAAGAGGCGGCCGACGCGGCUGGUCGGCCGGGACUCGAUCAGGGCGGAGGACAGCUCGGAGACGCCCCGCAGGAUGUCGGGCGAGAUGAUCUCCAUGAAGGACUUCCUGUCCGCGAACAAGGUCUCCCUGGCCGUGAUGCAGAAGCAACUGUACGACGCCGCGCAGAAGCAGCGGGGCGGAGGCUCGCUCGCCGCCACGCCGAAUCACCAGGUGUUGAAGCCCGGAGCGGUCGGCCCGCUCGCGAUCGCCAGCGAGAAGUUCGAAAGUAAAAGCACGAUAAACAGAUAGGAGGGCCGCGGCGAAAUAAAGGCUAUAAAAAAAUAUAUGUAAACGUACAUGACCCGCACACCUGUCUCGAGUAUAAUUUUUCAUCGUGUCGCUUAACUCGCCUCGACAAUUUUUUUAUAGCAAACUCGUUGACACCGACUACCCCU
Vollenhovia emeryi is the source of this 1435-nucleotide messenger RNA. Its product is annotated as potassium channel subfamily K member 13-like. The transcript has 5 exons. The record is from RefSeq and is a predicted model, not a curated record. Gene Ontology annotation, biological process: stabilization of membrane potential; potassium ion transmembrane transport. NCBI's taxonomy places the organism in Eukaryota, Metazoa, Arthropoda, Insecta, Hymenoptera, Formicidae. Gene Ontology annotation, cellular component: membrane. Gene Ontology annotation, molecular function: potassium ion leak channel activity. Bases 9 to 1289 code for a protein of 426 amino acids.